GUUCAAGCGCGGCUGAAGACUCGUCCCAAAGGCUCCUUCCGAUGUCCCAGGUGCGAAGCGACCUCCCGAGCCGUUCCACUGACUCGCCCGAUGGAGACUCCCAAGAGGAUUCGAAGCUCAUCCCAGUCCCCAGUACAGGCCAAGAUACAAACUCAUGCCCUUCCUCCAGGCCAACUUCAGAGGUAGCAUCAGCAACUUCAAACUUCAUAACCUCUACUCCUAGUUCUCAAAAUCAGACCACAGUUGUGAAAGAGGAAAUCUCACUGGAAGAACGUUCAACAUCUCAACAUAGAUCCCUGAUGAAUGGAAAUUCUUCAUCCAAUACAGAAUCCGAGGGCAACUUCACAAUGGUAGAGGCAGUGACGUGUCAGCCGCAAAGCCGAGUCACUGUCCAGAUUCCUUCAGACUUAACUUGUGUCUCGUUGCUACAAAAUGGUGCUGGAUAUAUAUCAGAUGACCUCAGCAAUUCUAAGGGAGAGGCUGGCAAUGGGAUCUUAUGUUCCGAACUUAAAUCACUAUCAAGUUCCCAGAAGCCUCAUCGGAAACUGCAGUCCCAUCACUCCAUCAACAGCCAUAUCAGCAAAAAAAGCAAGAGCAGCUCCAAAUCAGCAUCCUCUCAGAUCCCUACUGAAGCACAGGAAGACUGCUGCGUCCACUGUAUUCUCUCCUGCCUCUUCUGUGAGUUCCUGACCCUCUGCAACAUCAUGCUGGACUGUGCCACUUGUGGCUCCUGCAGCUCUGAGGAUUCUUGCAUCUGUUGCUGCUGCUGUGGCUCUGGGGAAUGUGCUGAUUGUGACCUGCCCUGUGACAUGGAUUGUGGCAUCAUUGAUGCCUGCUGCGAGUCAGCUGAUUGCCUGGAGAUCUGCAUGGAGUGCUGUGGCCUUUGUUUUUCUUCCUGAAGUCAAAUCUUGAUCCUUGAACAGGAGCUCCAAGUGGGACCCUUAGGGGAAAACUGUGCUAAUUAAGUCUCUGUUGUUCUUCUUUAGUUAUCAGAUGGCUGAGGUUUGAGAAGUUCCAAGUUUGAAACCAGAGACCUGAAUAGAAGAAGUUGACAGAGUUAAUUCUAUUGGAUUUGAUUCUGGGCUCAGAAACUGUUUAGAAGAUGUGGUUCUUUUUUCCCCUGACUGCAAUGAAAAGUUUGAAGUAACAGGAUAUCUCCAUGUAGUCAUCGUCUUUAUUCUUUCUCUUUGUCCUCACACCAGAACUUUCCACAUGGAGGCUGGGGAAUAGCAGAGUUCCUGCUGCCUGAGCCAAAUACCAGAGAAGAAUAGUUGCACAACUAGCUAUGCCGGUUGGUUGAAAUCUGAAGCAAUUACACAAAGCCAAAGAUCAUAGCAGACAUGCCCAGGCUGUGUUUAGUAUGAUAGUAAGAUGUUCCACCUACUGGUCCAACUGCAGGGGUUUAUUCUCAUUCUGGCAGUUGCUGCUGCCUUAUCUGAUGCCCAGUAGUUGGUAAUUUUGCUGCCUCCUGGGCAUCCAAAGCAAUGGCAGCUCACCUAAUGUUUUUAUGCAGUUGUUCUGGAUUUAUCCCUGGCACACCAGCUGAAUUCUUCCAAUAACAUGAUGCAGAGAAUAGCCGCUAAUUCAUCCACAAUAACAUGGAUCCAUUUGGUAUCUGUCAGCAGUUAGGAGCAGAUCUUUCCUGUGAAUUCUUGGAUGGGACCCAUAUCUCAUUCCUGCUGCUCCAUCUUCCAUUUGUCCUUUGAUAGGGACAUGUCAGUGUUGGCAUUGUGUCAUUUCAUGUGACCAGAACAUGCCGCUCUUCAUUUUCAAUGUACAACAUUGAGAGACUUUUUUGCCACCACGGGCAUCUGUCAGAAAAAAGCUUUUGAACAGAAUUGGGAGAGAUUAUUAGUUUAAAAGAAGACAAGGGAAACUGCUUCCUUCGCUUUUUCCCACAGCAGGAAAACACUAAACCUAACUCAAAGACACCGGAUAUGAGUCACUUACUAUUAAAAAAAAUUCAUAUCCUCUUAAAAAGAAAAUUGACAAUAUGAUAUUAAGACAGUGGAUGAGACAAUUUGUAGCAUGUAAGGGCAGUCCUCUGCCUCUUUGUAGUAUGUUGUUAUUGUUAAUAAAAAUAUUUUUCACUUUUGACUUAAAAUUGUUCAGUGUUGUAUACUGGCUUGGGAAUUGAAAGUACUAUACAUUUCAGUUGAAAUGUUUUUAUACAUAAAU
Molecule: messenger RNA, 2178 nt
Organism: Notechis scutatus (mainland tiger snake)
Lineage: Eukaryota; Metazoa; Chordata; Lepidosauria; Squamata; Elapidae
Gene: MDFI
Product: MyoD family inhibitor
Source: RefSeq, a predicted model, not a curated record